AUGUUAGCUGGAACUACCGGGAUAUGGAUGUGUGAACUUCCAACAUUGUCCAAGGAAGAGUACAUCACUGAGCACACCUGGGCUGCUCAGUGGCCAGGUAUGGAGCAGAGGUCUUUUCUCUACCCUGCGGGGCAUAGUGAAGCACAGCAUUGGCAGGAGAAAUUACGAGAGACUUUGGUGAGCAUGGGAGAAAAUGCGAGCUCCGAGAAUUCGCCUUUCCUUUCUUCCUGGGACUGGAAGAGCAACGCAGGAACUGUGGUGCUGCGGCAGUGUCCAUCCCCUGAGAGCCUGUCUCCGUCUCCUUCCUUUGAAUCUUACUCAUCCUCUCCUUGUCCGGUUGUUGUGGAGGUCCCCUGCGCCAACAGCAGCAGCAGCAGCAGCAGGAGUGACAGCAGCAAUAGCUUGAUGGGGUAUACCCUGGUGGAGUUUCCUUCCAUCUAUCUACCAAACCCUGGGCAGGGCAAGGGCCAGAAAGGUCCCAAGGUCAGGAUGUCGGCCCAGCGCAGGAGAAAAGCCAGCGAAAGGGAGAAGCUGAGGAUGAGGGCCCUGGCGGAGGCGCUUCACACUCUGCGCAACUAUCUGCCUCCUGUCUACAGCCAAAGAGGGCAGCCUCUCACCAAGAUACAGACGCUGAAGUGCACCAUCAAGUACAUCGGCGAGCUCACAGACCUGCUGAACAGCGUCAAACAGGCACAAAUGCCCUGA
Molecule: messenger RNA, 705 nt
Organism: Euleptes europaea (tarantolino)
Lineage: Eukaryota; Metazoa; Chordata; Lepidosauria; Squamata; Sphaerodactylidae
Gene: MSGN1
Product: mesogenin 1
Exons: 2
Coding region: 1-705 (234 amino acids)
Biological process (GO): regulation of transcription by RNA polymerase II; mesoderm formation
Cellular component (GO): nucleus
Molecular function (GO): protein dimerization activity; DNA-binding transcription factor activity, RNA polymerase II-specific; RNA polymerase II cis-regulatory region sequence-specific DNA binding
Source: RefSeq, a predicted model, not a curated record